Molecule: messenger RNA, 1434 nt
Organism: Artibeus jamaicensis (Jamaican fruit-eating bat)
Lineage: Eukaryota; Metazoa; Chordata; Mammalia; Chiroptera; Phyllostomidae
Gene: IRF3
Product: interferon regulatory factor 3
Exons: 8
Coding region: 94-1374 (426 amino acids)
Biological process (GO): regulation of transcription by RNA polymerase II; immune system process
Cellular component (GO): nucleus
Molecular function (GO): RNA polymerase II cis-regulatory region sequence-specific DNA binding; protein binding; DNA-binding transcription factor activity, RNA polymerase II-specific
Source: RefSeq, a predicted model, not a curated record
GUUGUGCAGCUGCGAGUUCGAGAGCUACCGGACCUCAAAGUCAGGGCUGGGCGGCAGCACCCUGCGUCGUGCCCCGUCCCUCUGGGCCCGACCAUGGGAACCCCAAAGCCCCGGAUCCUGCCUUGGCUGGUGUCUCAGCUGGAUGGGGGACACCUGGAGGGCGUGGCUUGGCUGGACCAGAGGCGCACGCGCUUCCGCAUCCCCUGGAAGCAUGGCUUGCGGCAGGAUGCCCAACAGGAGGACUUUGGCAUCUUCCAGGCCUGGGCGGAGGCCAGCGGUGCCUACACUCCUGGGAAGGAUAAGCCUGACCUGCCGACCUGGAAGCGGAAUUUCAGGUCUGCCCUGAACCGGAAGGAAGGGUUGCGUUUGGCUGAGGACCGGAGCAAGGACCCCCGUGACCCACACAAGGUCUAUGAGUUUGUGGACUCAGGAAUUAGGGACUUCCCUGAGCAGGGGACCCCUCCAGACACUGAUGGCAGAUGCAACACCUCUAAUAGCCAGGAAGACAUUCUGGAAUUACUGAGCAGCAUUGCCUUGGGCUCAGUCCCAGACGAGGGGCCCCCGAACCUGCCUGUCACCCCAGAAUACCCCCCUCAACUCUUGCUGAGCCCCAACUUAGAUAUCCCUGCUCCCUGCCCAAACUUGGAACCACUUGGAAACCCACUGAAGCGGCUCAUCGUGCCCGAGGAAGAGUGGGAGUUUGAGGUGACCGCCUUCUACCGGGGCCGCCAAGUCUUCCAGCACACUGUCUCCUGCCCGAACGGCCUGCGGCUGGUGGGGCCCGACCUGGGGGACGGGACGCUGACGGGGCAGCCCGUCCCACUGCCCGAGCCCGGGGCCUUACUGACCGACAGAGGCGUGGUGGGCUACGUGAGUCGCGUGCUGAGCUCCCUGGGCGGAGGACUAGCUCUGUGGAGGGCGGGACAGUGGAUCUGUGCCCGGAGGCUGGGGCGCUGCCACACGUACUGGGCUGUGGGCGAGGAACUCCUUCCGGACACUAGUCACGGGCCUGAUGGCGAGGUCCCCAAGGACAAGGAAGGAGGCGUGUUCAACCUGGGGCCGUUCCUGACAGAGCUGAUCGCCUUCAUCGAAGGAAGCGGACGCUCGCCACGCUACACCCUCUGGUUCUGCAUGGGGGAGUCGUGGCCCCAGGACCAGCCGUGGACCAAAAAGCUGGUGAUGGUCAAGGUCGUGCCCACGUGCCUCAAGGCCCUGCUGGACAUGGCCCGGGACGGGGGCGCCUCCUCCAUGGAGAACACGGUGGACCUGCACAUCUCCAACGGCCACUCGCUGUCCCUCACGCCGGACCAGUACAAGGUCUACCUCCAGGACCUGGUCCAGGACAUGGAUUUCGAGGUCUCCGGGGUGGUCUGAGCCCACCCCUCGGGUCCAGGCCCCUUACUCCAUCCAAUAAACUGGUUCUUGCCACUGUCA